CAUUUUCCGCUCUCUAUUCAUUCGCAUUAGCAUUAGCCCUUUCAUUUCACUUCAUAAUUAAUUAAUAACAUGGCUGAAGCACUCUACUACGGCGGCCGCCAACGCCAAGAGCAACCAAGGUCCACCCAGCUUGUCAAGGCCACCACCGCUGUUGUCGCCGGAGGCUCCCUCUUGAUAGUGCUGACGUGGAUCUAUAGGUACGUAACAGGUAAGCAUCCACCUGGCGCCAACCAAUUGGACACAGCCCGCCACAAGCUGAUGGGCAAGGCGCGUGAGAUUAAGGACUUUGGUCAACAACAAACCAGUGGGGCCCAGGCUUCUUGAGCAUACCAUCUUCGUUUGCAUCUUUGUUUGCACGCACGUCCACGCCAUCAUUUAUCUUUUUCGAAUUGUUAUGGUUUAUUUUAUUUUAUUUAAUUUUUUAUGAGUCUGGGUUUCUUGUAUUACCGUUGUUUAUAUAUUUCCUGUUAUCAUCCAUCAAUUUUAAUCCUGCCUAGUCAUAUUGACAUGAAUUCAAUAUAUAUAGCUAGGAUUAUCGUCA
Messenger RNA from Arachis ipaensis, 541 nucleotides. RefSeq names its product oleosin Ara h 11.0101. Gene Ontology annotation, biological process: lipid storage; sexual reproduction. Lineage: Eukaryota; Viridiplantae; Streptophyta; Magnoliopsida; Fabales; Fabaceae. The record is from RefSeq and is a predicted model, not a curated record. Gene Ontology annotation, cellular component: monolayer-surrounded lipid storage body; membrane; extracellular region.